Bombyx mandarina (wild silkworm) is the source of this 2174-nucleotide messenger RNA. It is a transcript of the gene Kr-h2, whose product is annotated as transmembrane protein 33-containing Krueppel homolog 2. The record is from RefSeq and is a predicted model, not a curated record. Gene Ontology annotation, biological process: membrane organization; endoplasmic reticulum tubular network organization. Gene Ontology annotation, cellular component: membrane; endoplasmic reticulum. Lineage: Eukaryota; Metazoa; Arthropoda; Insecta; Lepidoptera; Bombycidae.
AAUUUAGCGUUCAUCGGUAUCUAAUUGUCGUACCACGUUCUGUGUCGCGAUUUUAUCUAUUAUUUCAUAGUAUUUUAUAUAAUUUUAGUUGUCCAAGCACGAACUUCAAUACCUUGAAUCAAUAUGGCCGAUCAAAAUCAGCAAGCAGGCGACACUGGCCCGCCCAAAGGCAUCCCAGCCUUGAAAGCUCACAUCAUUGCCAAUAAAAUAGACGUAGCUCUUUGGGGGGUUCGCGUAAUCACCGUGCUGUGUACCAUUGGAUACGUGUUCCCGUUGUUUAACAAUCCAGUGUCGGCAUUCUACAAAGCGUUACUUGCGAACGCUGCAACUUCAGCGCUGCGGCUACAUCAAAGAAUUCCAGCACGAGAGAUCUCCCUCUCGCGGGAUUUCAUGGCGAGGUUCUUCCUGGAGGACAGCGCGCACUAUCUAUUCUAUUCACUCAUUUUCAUGAACGUCGUGCCCAAUUUGUUAAUAUUGGUGCCAAUCUUUUUAUUUGCGCUGCUACACGCCGCUUCGUAUUCCUUGACUAUCCUUGAUACUCUUGGUCAGAAUUCGUUGUGGGUGGCCCGUCUGCUCAUCUCCCUGGUCGAGUUCCAGUCGCGGAACAUUCUCCGGGCCGCGGCGCUUGCCGAGAUCGUGCUGUUCCCGGUCGUACUUAUAAUGGCAUUGUUCGGUCACUGCGGCUUGAUGAGUCCGUUCGUAUACUACUACUUCGUGACGUGGAGGUACGCGUCGCGCCGGAACCCGUACACCCGCAACACGUUCCGCGAGCUCCGCGUGGCCGCCGACGGACUCACACAGCGCCCCUGGGUGCCCGCCGCCCUCGCCUCCGCGCUGCGCUACGCCAUCGACAUCGUGUGCCGCAUGGCGCCGCCCGUCGAGCAACAACAACAGUAAUCUGCGUACGGAAAAAUAUCAAGUCAUAAUAACUAAUGAUACAACGAGUAGUGCACCGUACUGCAUCAGUGCACAGUUCGGAUGGAUCCUCACAUUACGAUUCCACUGUUUACUAACUUUAUGCAUUUACGUAUCUCGGGAACAAUUUACACUAUAAUAAUUUAAAAAAUAUAUAUAUUUUCUGUACAUUUUUGCUGCCCUGUUCAUAGUUUGUUUUUGUACACUAAUUAUUAAAAAAAAAUCCGGAGAAUGUAAAUAAUAGAUAAAUUUAAGAUUUUGACAGAAAAUCUGAAAUGUAUUUUUUUUAAACUGAAUCAAAAUUAUACUAGUUUUAAUUUCUUGUUCUUAUUACCUAAUUCAAAUUGGGUAAAUUAAUUUUGUGUAAUGGAUUUUGGUACGUAGUGAAGUAUUAACUUGGUAUUGUAUAUUUUUAAUGAAUGGCAGUAUUUUUUUGCACUCAUUAGAAUUGAUUUAAUUAAACUAAUAAAACAUCAUAAUACUAUAUCAUAAAAAGAAGUUUAUUUAAUAUUUUUCGUUCAUUUAAGGAAAUUAUUCUCUAAGCUGUAAGAGGUCGUCGGUAUUAAAUAAUUUUAAGUUAAUACAAGGUUGACUAAUUAUAAUGCAGUGAUCAGAAAAUAAGGAUAUUUGUUAACUCACUUAAAAUGUUUUUUUGGCAUCGAUACUUAGAGAAUUUAAUUUCAUAACAGCACCAAUUCAUUAAUAAAAGUGAAAUGGCCACAUUUUUCAAAUAUAAAUAACAACAAAUGUAAUAAGUUAUUGCAAAACUGAAUUUAAUUGAAAUGUCCUUAUUUCUAGAUCUAUAAGAAAACAGCGAAAUGCAUUUGUUAUCACUCUCCUACAUGUGUUAUUUAUUUAUUCAGAAUGUUUUAUGCUCACGUAAUUUUAAAUGUAUUUGUGACCCAUACUAGCGCUUCAAUUACAUACUUAACAAUCCAAAAAGGGAUUUAAAUGCGUUUAAAACAGUCAAGUUUAAUUAUCCAUAUUUAAGUUGAAGUUAUUAUCUCAAGUCACAAGCGGGCUUGAUCGACUAUGUCCCGUUUUGAAUAAUUAGUAAAUGUAAUUAUUCAUUAUGUGUGCAAUAAAUGCAAGUAUUCUAAUGUUUAAAACGAAUUUAAGUACAAUUAUUAUGAACUACAUUUGCAUAUUUUUUCAACUGUGGUGUUGUUUCUGCUAUACAAAUAGUAUCUGCGUAAUGCAGUUGGUUUGGGUUGUAUGUAGUAGUUCUUUUUUUAAAUAAAAUAUAUUGGUAAAAAGUA